Molecule: messenger RNA, 1632 nt
Organism: Acanthocheilonema viteae
Lineage: Eukaryota; Metazoa; Nematoda; Chromadorea; Rhabditida; Onchocercidae
Source: the annotation of a GenBank genome assembly
AUGAAGAGUCCAAUCACUGAAGCAGGGAAACGUAUAUAUUCCUGUAAAUUUAGUCGUGGUCAUAGACGAGCUUUUUCAGUGCCAAAUGCUAAUGGUGAUCGUACGCGAAUAUCUGUUGUCGAAGAGAAUGAUUUGCCGGAGAAUCAAUUGCAAAAAAACCGUGUUGCACGAUUUCAACCAUAUGUGCAGAAGCAGAAAACAGUAACCUAUAUUUCGAGUGGAUUACCAGUUGUUGUACCGAUGAAAAUUAACGAAGAAGAGAUAGAUCUUCCAAAUGAAGAAAAUACUAAACGUGGUACUCAGGUUGCCGUUAGAAGGAUUUGGGAAGCACGAUGGAAAGCUACGAAUUUUGAACUACUACCAGAAUGGUUACAAGAUAAUGAGUUUUUGCGUACUGGACAUAGACCACCAUUACCAAGCUUUGGCUCAUGCUUUAAAAGUAUAUUUUCCCUACAUACGGAAACCGGCAACAUUUGGACUCAUAUGUACGGUUGUGUUGCAUUUAUUGGAGCUGCAACGUGGUUUUUAACGCGUCCAUCAACAGUGGUGCAGUUAGAAGACAAAAUAGUGUUUGGGAUAUAUUUUGUUGGUGCAGUGGCUUGUUUGGGAUUAUCGUUUGCCUUCCAUACAGUACAGUGCCAUUCUGUUGAAGUUGGAAAAUUGUUUAGCAAGUUGGAUUAUACUGGUAUUACCUUACUUAUUGUUGGCUCUUUCAUUCCGUGGAUUUAUUAUGGAUUUUAUUGUCGUUUGGUGCCCAUGAUUGUGUAUUUAACUAUGAUUUCCGUUCUUGGAAUUGCUGCAAUUAUCGUAUCUCUGUGGGAUAAAUUUGCUCAGCCGCACUACCGACCUUUACGAGCUGCUAUUUUCAUAGCAAUGGGUUUAAGCAGUGUUGUGCCAGCUUUAGAUAUACUAAUUACCGAUGGCAUUUCAUACCUCUUAAAUGAAGCAUCAUUAUUUUGGUUUAUAUUGAUGGGUAUUUUAUAUAUAACGGGCGCUGUUCUAUAUGCUACACGUACACCUGAAAAAUGUUUUCCUGGAAGAUUUGAUUUGUGGUUACAAUCACAUCAACUGUUCCAUAUGCUUGUAAUAGCAGCAGCUCUAGUUCAUUUUUAUGGUGUUAGCAAGACAGCUGUGAAACGUAUGGAACACGGAUCAUGUGCUGAACAACUGUUGGAACAACCUCGUUACUUGAAAUUUGAUUUUACUGAAUUUGAGGUGAUGCUAAGAGCAUUAGUAGUACGAGGUGGUCUUCGUUCGGCUGCAGUUGCAGCGUGCAAAGUACCUGUUGUAAUGGCGCGAGAGACGUCUAUUAUUUUCACCGGAUACCCACAGCAAAAUAAAUUCAGUUUGGAUCAAGUACGUUUUGCUGCUCAUGUCCAUUUAACAAUGAAAGCUGUCGAACAACGAAUUAUGCUUGUUCUAAGUUUGUACGAUAAGAUUGAUCCAAAGAAACUGACACUCGAUUCGGACUUUACAAAAGAUCUUGGAUUAGAUUCAUUGGAUUUUGUGGAAGUGAUCUUGGCGAUCGAGGAUGAAUUUCGUUUCGAAAUUCCAGAUGGUGAUUCCGAUAACAUGAAAACACCAAGAGAUAUUUAUCAGUAUAUUUGUGAUAGGAAAGAUGUUUACGAAUAA